Molecule: messenger RNA, 945 nt
Organism: Orbilia oligospora ATCC 24927
Lineage: Eukaryota; Fungi; Ascomycota; Orbiliomycetes; Orbiliales; Orbiliaceae
Exons: 6
Coding region: 1-945 (314 amino acids)
Molecular function (GO): calcium ion binding
Source: RefSeq, a predicted model, not a curated record
AUGGCCUAUUAUCAUUCGAAUCCAGACGACUUGCCAAUCCACGCAGAGCCGGAACAAGCUGCUCAAAUCCUCUCCGGUCAAGGAAACCGAAAACCCUCAUAUCCUCCCCAAAACCAAAACCAAAACCAAGGCGGAUACAAUACCAACCAGUACAAUAACCAAUACUCAAAUAACCAAUACGGUGCCCAUGGUGGUUACGGAGGAAAACCGCAGCCACCAAUCCCCCAACAGCAGCAGCAGCAGAUCCAUGGUCCCAGUAGAACAUACAGUCAUUCGUCACAUGGAGGCACACCGGGUCCCAUUCCUGGUGGAUUCCCCCAGUCACCACCACCUGGACAUAAUAACAAUACGGGAUUUGCUGCAGGUCUUCCUGCUAGACCUGGUAGCUCGAGACCUCCACCAACACCUGCACCACCACAAGGAGCCGAUCCAACAUUGUACCCGUUGUUCAAGGCGGUUGAUAAGGAUGGCAGCGGACAGUUAAGUGAGAAGGAACUACAGGCGGCUCUGGUUAACGGUGAUUGGACCUCUUUCGACCCACAUACUGUACGAAUGAUGAUCAGAAUGUUUGACACGGAUCGUGAUGGCACGAUUGGUUUCAAUGAAUUUUGUGGACUUUGGGGUUUCCUAGCCGCCUGGCGUGCCCUCUUUGACCGAUUUGACACCGACGGCAGCGGCAACAUCAGCUAUCAGGAGUAUUCUAACGCUCUUUCGGCAUUUGGUUACCGUCUCUCACCGCAAUUCGUCACAAUUCUAUUCAAAUCGUACGACAAGCGAGGGAAAAAUGCGAUAUCAUUCGAUUUGUUUGUUCAGUCGUGUAUUUCGCUAAAGAGAAUGACAGAAGUUUUUAAGAAGUACGACGAGGACAGAGAUGGAUAUAUUACACUGAGUUUUGAGCAGUUCUUGACGGGUGAGUUGCUGCUCAAUACUUUUUAUUUUGGAUGA